Molecule: messenger RNA, 1379 nt
Organism: Carcharodon carcharias (great white shark)
Lineage: Eukaryota; Metazoa; Chordata; Chondrichthyes; Lamniformes; Lamnidae
Gene: cdc123
Product: cell division cycle 123 homolog (S. cerevisiae)
Exons: 13
Coding region: 62-1078 (338 amino acids)
Cellular component (GO): cytoplasm
Source: RefSeq, a predicted model, not a curated record
CGGUUUGGGCGGCGCGCACGCUUUUCCGGCGGAAGCGGAAGUGCGGUUGCCAGGGGCGACGAUGAAGAAGGAGCAGGUGCUCAGCUGUCAGCUUUCGGCCUGGUACCCGCUCUUCAAGAAGCUCACCAUCAGGAGUAUUAUCCUUCCAUUGCCGCAAAAUGUAAUUGACUAUUUAUUGGAUGAUGGGACGCUUGUGGUUUCUGGAAGAAAUGAAGCCCCAAGUUGUUCACACGCAGAUGAUGGCAGUGAUGAAGAACAGGAUAUACAGUGGUCAGAUGAUGAGAACGUGACAACUCUUACGGCUCCAGAAUUCCCAGAUUUUGCUGCAAAGGUACAGGAAGCUAUAAACACUCUUGGAGGCAGUGUUUUUCCAAAGCUUAAUUGGACCUCCCCAAGGGAUGCUCAGUGGAUUGCGAUGAACAGCUCGCUCAAGUGCAAUAAUCUCAGUGACAUCUUUCUGCUCUUGAAGAGUUCUGAUUUUGUCACUCAUGACCUGACUCAGCCAUUUCUUCACUGUACCGAUGACUCACCAGAUCCCAAAGUAGAUCCUCAACUUGUUCUCAGGAAAUGGUGUGAAUUAAUUCCUGGAGGGGAGUUCAGAUGCUUUGUCAAAGAAAAUAAACUGAUAGGGGUUGCACAAAGAGACCACACACAGUACUAUGAUCACGUCUGUAACCAAGCAGCCAAUAUUCUUAGCUCCAUUCUAGAUUUCUUUAGAAAUCAAAUACAGUACAAGUUCUUGGAUGAGGAUUUUGUGUUUGAUGUAUACAGAGACAGUCAGGGCAAAGUGUGGCUUAUAGAUUUUAACCCGUUUGGAGAAGUGACCAACUCCUUGCUUUUCAGCUGGGAGGAGCUUACAUCUGGCCAGACCAUCAGUAAAGGAGACCUUAGAGAUCCGGAUUCUCCAGCUUUCCGCUAUAUAACAAGUGAAAUGACCGUACAGCCCAGUCCCUAUUUAAGCUACCGGUUGCCAAAGGACUUUGUGGAUUUGUCGCGAGGAGAAGAUGCACGUAAACUAAUUGAUUUUCUUAAAUUGACAAGAAGUCAAGAACCAGAAAGUUCAGAUGAUGAGGGAUAACAGUUUUACGGCAACAGUCUUCAUGGGAAAAUGCAAAGCAAAUGAAAGACCUUGAUGUGAAGUUCAUCUGGUAUCCCUUGAUACUCACCUUUGCAAAGCUUUAUAUUGGCUGAGAAAGUUUGAAAAGUUGCCUAGUUUUAUGUAGCAAAGGAGGCUGAUGUAACAUUAUUGUAAAGAUCAUGAAGUAAAUUGAACAAAAUGUAGAAUAGCUCUAAAUGAUAACCAUGUGUUAUUGAAAAAGUCUAUGUACCGAUGAAUAUGGUAAAUUUCUGUAAAAUAAAUUUUUAUAUCUUGAAAUGAA